Nicotiana tabacum (common tobacco) is the source of this 576-nucleotide messenger RNA. Lineage: Eukaryota; Viridiplantae; Streptophyta; Magnoliopsida; Solanales; Solanaceae. The record is from RefSeq and is a predicted model, not a curated record.
AUGGGUAAGAACGGAGUUGGCAUCUUGGUGUACAAGGACCUCAGAGAGCUAGUGGUAGAUGUUAGUCGGGUGAAUGAUAGACUGAUGACUAUUAAGUUAGUGGUUGAAAGGCACACUUUGAAAGUUAUUAGUGCUUACGCACCCCAAAUGGGCCUUGACAAAGAGGUUAAAAGGUAUAUCGGGAAGUCAGCUGGGAGCAAUGAAGAGGUGCAUGGCGGCUUUGGUUUUGGGGUUAGAAAUGGAGGAGGUACUUCGUUGUUGGUUUUCACUAAGGCGUUUGAUUUGUGGUGGGACAAGGAGGUCCAAAGGAAAGUAGAAGUGAAGAAAGCGGCAUAUUUGAAGCUAGUAGAGAGCACUGACGAGGAGGAGAAGAGGACCAUCAGAGAAGGGUAUAAGAAGGCUAAGAAGGAGGCGAAGCUGGCGGUCAUGGAGGCUAAGACUAUAGGGUUUGCCUGUUUGUAUGAAGAACUGAGGGAUAAAAGCAAGGUCAUAAAGUUGUUUCGGAUGGCUAAGGUGAGAGAGAGGAAAUCUCAUCAUCUGGACCAAGUGAGGUACAUCAAAGACGAGGAGGGAUGA